AUGAACGGCAUAGUAUCUAUCGAUCUAUCUAUCUAUCUAUCUAUCUAUCUGACACUGUUCAUAUCUAUCUACCUAGCUAGCUAUCAAAGUCUGUUCAUAUCUAUCUAUCUAUCUAUCUAUCUAUCUAUCUAUCUAUCUUUCUAUCUAUCUAUCUCUAAGACUGUUCAUAUCUAUCUAUCUAUCUAUUUGACCCUGUUCAUAUCUAUCUAUCUCAUCUGUUCAUUAUCUAUCUAUCUAUCUAUCUAUCUAUCUAUCUAUCUAUCUAUCUAUCUAUCUCAGUCUGUUCAUUUUCUUUCUAUCUAUAUAUCUAUCUAUCUCAGUUUUCUCAUUAUCUAUCUAUCUAUCUAUCUAUCUAUCUAUCUAUCUAUCUAUCUCAGUCUGUUCAUUAUCUAUAUAUCUAUCACUCUCGAUUCAUAUAUAUCUAUCUCAGUUAAUCUCUCACUCACACUAUGCUUUCUCUCUUCCCAUUUAUCUCAGUCUGUUCAUAUCUAUCUAUCUAUCUAUCUAUCUAUCUAUCUAUCUAUCGGUCGAACUAUUUCUUUCUCUUUCUCUAUCCAAGUUUGUUUAUCUCUCUCCCAUCAUGAUCUCUCUCAUUAUCUAUCACAUUUUGUUUCUCUCUUUCUUCUCUCUCUCUCUCUCUCUCUCUAUCUAUCUAUCUAUCUAUCUAUCUAUCUAUCUAUCUAUCUAUCUCUAAUACCCUAUCUAUCUCAGUUUGUUCAUGUCUCUCCUACCCUGUACACUCUCUUUAUCUCUUUGUCUGUUCAUAUUUAUCUAUCUAUCUAA
Acanthosepion pharaonis is the source of this 783-nucleotide messenger RNA. Lineage: Eukaryota; Metazoa; Mollusca; Cephalopoda; Sepiida; Sepiidae. The record is from the annotation of a GenBank genome assembly.